CAACAAAAAAAAUGAUUUCAAAAUUUUGGGCAGAAUUAUCCAACGAUUAUGAAAAACUUUUUGAAACAGAAAUAGGAUAUGACGUUAUUAUUUAUGCAGGAGAUGAUCAAAAUGUAAAAGAAAUUCAUGCUCAUUCAAAUAUUUUAUGUGCUAGGUCUCAAUAUUUUCGUACUGCAUUUUCUAAUGAAUGGGCUGAGAAAAGAGACGGAAAAUUUAUUUUUAGAAAAUCAAACAUUUCACCACAAUUAUUUAAUAUCAUUCUUAGGUUCAUUUAUUGUGGAAAUAUUGAAUUGAAGAAUUUACAAGGCUCUGAAGUAUUAAAAUUAUUGAUAGCUGUGGAUGAACUAAAUAUCAAUUCGUUAAUUUCUCAUAUUCAAGAAUUUUUGAUUGAACAUCAAACCGAAUUUUUACAACAAAAUCCGACCAGAAUUCUUGAAAUUAUUUAUCAACAUGAAACAUUUACGGAUUUAUGGAAUUUUUGCCUUGAAAAAAUUUGUGAAGAACCUAAAAUUUUAUUCAGUUCCAAAAAUUUUAUUAAUUUAAAAGCUCCUUUAUUGGAAUUAUUAUUAAAAAGGGAUGACUUAAUUAUGGAUGAAAUUGAAAUUUGGGAGUAUUUAUUAAAAUGGUGUUUUGCCCAACAAAAUAUGCAGAAUGAUUCAACAAAAUGGAAUAAAGAUGAUAUUAUAAGAAUUGAAAGAGAAUUAUACAGAUUUAUUCCUUUAAUUCGAUUUUAUGAUAUUGAACCUACUGAUUUCUUUUACAAAGUUUAUUGUUACAAAGACAUCUUACCACAAGAUUUAAUUCAUGAUCUUUUGGAAUAUCAUAUAGCUGUCUCUUAUACACAUCUAGAUGUGUAUAAGAGACAUAGACAUCCUCAUUGGGUGGCUACAGCAGAUAGCUUUAUUUUUAAUUUUAUCAAUGGAGGAAAUAUUUCUACUUCAAAAGUAAGUUAUGUUAAGAAACAAGAUCGUGCUGUUUUAUGUAAUAAUAAUUUCGGGCCAACUAUGGGUAAUAUAUACUGUAAUAACAAUAAUUGGUCUAAUGAAAAUCGUGGUUAUGGAGAAGUCUAUCCAAGCAUAGAAAUUCCAAAAAAUUUUGAAGUAGAAGAUUAUGAAGUAUUUCAAGUAAUUAAAAAGUAAAUUUAAGAUGAAAUUGAAAUUGUUUUUUUCAUUAUAUGUCUUCUGAAAAAAAUAUUUCACUACCAAUAAUACCAGUUUUCUGCGAACCUAAUAAGUAAAACAACUUUAUUAAAUUUAAAUUCAAGAUGCACAAACAUAUUAAUAAAGUAAAUAAAUUUUAUCUUAAAAUAUUAUAUUUUUUCAAAUAACAAAAUAGUUAGCAUAAUGAUAUUAUUAAAGGAUAGGCAGGGUAUAAGCUUAUGCCAAUUGUACCAUGUAGGUUUGAUGUAAAUUUCAUCGUUUUUUA
Molecule: messenger RNA, 1425 nt
Organism: Rhizophagus irregularis DAOM 181602=DAOM 197198
Lineage: Eukaryota; Fungi; Glomeromycota; Glomeromycetes; Glomerales; Glomeraceae
Source: RefSeq, a predicted model, not a curated record